This is a messenger RNA of Impatiens glandulifera, 2083 nucleotides long. RefSeq names its product AUGMIN subunit 3. Gene Ontology annotation, biological process: spindle assembly; centrosome cycle. The transcript has 18 exons. The coding region runs from base 23 to 1867 and encodes 614 amino acids. Lineage: Eukaryota; Viridiplantae; Streptophyta; Magnoliopsida; Ericales; Balsaminaceae. Gene Ontology annotation, cellular component: HAUS complex; centrosome; mitotic spindle. The record is from RefSeq and is a predicted model, not a curated record.
UUUCAGAGAACUUACAACAAGAAUGAGCGGGACUAAGCUAUGUGCUCUACUAGGGGAGUUAGGUUACCAAGGGCACGAUGCAUUGGACCCAGACAGUUUCGAGUGGCCUUUCCAGUAUGAUGAUGCUCGGCCUAUUCUCGACUGGCUUUGCUCUAGUCUUCGUCCUUCUAAUGUUCUAUCAUCUUCUGAGGUUUCCCAGUAUGAGCAAUUUCUACGAGAAGGAAAGCUAUUAAUGGGAGAAGACUUGGACUUUGCUUAUGAUAGCAUAUCAGCCUUUUCAACCAGGAGAGAUAACCAAGAGGCAGUUUUUGGAUCUGAAGGACUGAAAGAUAUAAGGGAUGCUACAUCAGCAUAUAAAGCUGAGGCUCUGUCAUUGCAAAAUCAGCUUAGACAAUUGCAGACUCAAUAUGAUAUGCUCACUGGACAGGCUUCAACGCUGAUUCAAGGAAGAAGGGCACGAGUUGCCGCAACAUCUGCUGUGAAUGGACAAUUAACUAUGAUGGAUGAUAGACUAUCAGCCAGAAAUUUAGAGAUGAAUACUGUUCUCGGUAGGAUUGCCUCCACUGCUCAAGAGUUGGCGCAUUAUCAUUCAGGGGAAGAAGAUGAUAUUUACUUGGCUUAUUACGACUUUCAUUCAUACUUAACUGGGGAUGCAGCCUGCAUGAAGGAGCUGAAUCAAUGGUUUGUUAAACAAUUGGAUACGGGUCCCUAUCAACUUGUAGCUGAAGAGGGAAAAUCAAAAUGUUCAUGGUUGAGUCUUGAUGAUAUCUCAAGUAUCAUAGAGCGAGAUGCAGAGAAGCCACAUCAACGUGUAUCAGAACUGCAACGUCUUCGGUCUAUAUUUGGGACGAGUGAAAGACAGUGGGUUGAAGCACAGGUAGAGAAUGCUAAGCAACAAGCCAUUCUUAUGGCACUUAAAGCUCAAGUUGCAUCAGAUGAAGCUCACAUACAUCUUGAUCAUCAUUCCCUUCGGAGAAAAUAUGCUGAACUUGUGACAGAGCUCUCGAAUCUUCAUCACAAGGAAGAGAAAUUGUUAUCUGAGACUAUUCCUGAUCUUUGUUGGGAGUUGGCUCAGCUGCAGGACACUUAUAUUCUGCAAGGUGAUUAUGAUCUGAAGGUCAUGCGCCAGGAAUAUUAUAUCAAUCGUCAAAAAGUGUACAUAAAUCACCUGGUUAAUCAACUUGCACGCCAUCAAUUCUUGAAAAUAGCUUGUCUGUUAGAAAAGAAAACAAUACUUGGAGCAUACUAUUUGCUUAAAGUUAUUGAGUCAGAGCUGCAUGGUUACCUCUCAGCAACCAAAGGCCGAGUGGACCAUUCCUUGGCACUUAUUCAAGCUGCAUCGGAUGUACCAGAACAAGGGGCUGUGGAUGAUAGGGAUACUUUUUUGCAUGGUGUUAGAGACCUGUUGAGUAUCCAUUCAAGUGUGCAAGCUGGUUUGUCUACAUAUGUAUCUGCUCCGGGUAUUGUUCAACAGAUAUCCAGCCUUCAAUCAGAUUUGAUGAAUCUUCAGUCUGACCUUGAGAAUACUCUCCCCAAAGACCGGAAUAGAUGUAUUAAUGAUCUAUGCACUCUCAUUCAAAAUUUGCAGCAACUGCUAUUUUCAUCAUCAACAACUGCACAGCCCAUUCUGACACCUCGGGAAUUGAUGAAGGAGCUCGAUGAAAUGGAGAGAGUCAAUUCAAAUCUCUCUGCUGCAGUUGAAGAAGUAACACUUGAGCAUUGCAAGAAGAAUGAGAUCGUAAAACAUCAUUCCCAAGAAGUGGGGCUUCAGAGACGUGUUUUUGUUGAUUUCUUCUCAAAUCCCGAGCGUUUAAGGAAUCAAGUCAGGGAAUUGUCUGCUCGCGUAAGGGCUUUGCAGGCUUCAUAAUUCGAAAAUUCAUUCAUACUGGAUGGUGGUGCAUUUUGGGUUUUCCUUUUCAAAUGUAAAAGUAAUCAAUCAAAGAGAAUAUUUGUUAGUCAUAUUAAAGUAAGACUUUUUUUAUAUGCCAUAUGUAUUAUUAUUGAUUUGUGAAAGUAUAUUAUUGUCAUUUGCAAGACAAUAUUGGUUGGUUGGUUAAUAUGAAAUUGCUAUGUUUUUAUGUCA